GGUCUGAGCUUUUUGAGUACGUCGACAAGCGAGAUCCGACCUCACUUCCAACGAGCCGCACCGUAUCACACAAACAAAGCAGCUAACUAUCGUCAACUCGCCGACAAACGAGCACUUUACAAGUCCAACAAGAAGACAAGAUGGUGGCCAAACAGAGGAUCCGAAUGGCGAACGAGAAGCACAGCAAGAACAUCACUCAGCGAGGCAACGUGGCCAAGUCCACGAGGAACAUGACCGAGGACAAAGGUGUUGGACCGUGGCUGCUCGCGCUCUUCAUCUUUGUCGUUUGCGGUUCCGCCAUUUUCCAGAUCAUCCAGAGCAUCAGGAUGGGCAUGUAAUGAUGACAUCAUCACACUCUUUGAUCAACCAAAACAUUCCUGAACUUUGACCUGCAAUCUUACCUGGCUGGGACCCCCCCCCCCCCCCCCCACACACACACACACACUCACCACCAACACAUGUGCACAGAUGGUUUUUCCCCACCGAUCUUGUGUUUAUUCAACGUGCUGCCGCCGCCGACCUUGUCGCUGUUUGUGCCUGUGUUUACAUGUGCCUACGCUCCCUCCUCCCUCUUAUUGGCGCUUAUCAGACAGACGGAGGGCGGGGUCAAAGUGCAUCUGUGGGUUCUGGGGAACAAGAUGAAUGUGUGUGUGUGUGUGUGUGUGCCUGUGUUUGGGAAAGACUAAAUAAAGUUUCACCUGAACGCAA
Molecule: messenger RNA, 708 nt
Organism: Doryrhamphus excisus (bluestripe pipefish)
Lineage: Eukaryota; Metazoa; Chordata; Actinopteri; Syngnathiformes; Syngnathidae
Gene: serp1
Product: stress-associated endoplasmic reticulum protein 1
Biological process (GO): endoplasmic reticulum unfolded protein response
Cellular component (GO): endoplasmic reticulum
Source: RefSeq, a predicted model, not a curated record